GUAUUUAGACAGUCAAACCCUAUGUGUUAUUAAAAAUUAGUGAUUGAAAGCCGAAAAUUAGUGAUAAUGUGUAACUUGCAAACUUUCUACAAUGAUCUCAAAGCCGCGAUUCUCAAUUUUAGAUUGGACUUGUGUUGUUUUGUGUUCAGUGUUAAAGCUGGAAUAUUGCUGUGUGGAUACUUCAAUGUCAUUUCAAAUAUGAUAUGCCUGAUAGCAGUAUCCACCGGGGUCUUCCCUCCGCUCAUGAUGAACGCGCAGCAAACCUACAUGGACGGAGAAUACAUCAAGUCGACAUGCGCCUUUGCAUACAGCGCCGAUCUGUGCCUGGCUGUGCUUCUACUCUGUGCUAGAUAUCGGAAAGACAUCGUGCUACUCACAUACUACACGUACUGUGGCUUGGCUAUGCUGGCUUCUACCAUACUAGUCUACUCUAUGGUCAUCGGGGUUCUGAGUGUAUUACACACCUGCACACUGGUUAUAAGCUUGACAUACCAGGUCUACAUAAUUCUAUUAGUACGCAGUAUGAUGGUAGAUUUAAAACACGAAGCAGACAGAUUUGAAUAUUUCUACCAAAAUUAUCCAGUCUAUUAUAAACACGACAUUGAAGCUCCCGGUGACUAUCCUCUAGAAACAUAUGAAAUGUAUAGAUCUAGAAAGAAUUCAGAGAUCGUACCGUCUGCAACAACUCUACCUAAGAUAACGGCGAAAGAAACAGUAGAAGACACUAUAGAAUCAAACACAAAAGAGGUUAAAGCUAUUACUGAACCGAAGAAAACAGUUAAUACUGAGGAACCAAAGCCAAGUGAUGUUAAAGAUGCUAACGAGCCAAAGUCAAAUAAAACAGUUGAAGAUAUUCAACCAAUGACCAGCAAAACAGUAAAGGACGAAACUUCAAAGAUAGAAGCAGCACCAAAAACAAUGGAAAAACCAAUGGCAUUAAGGUAUCCUUAUAAAUUUAUUGCAAUCAAAGUGACUAAAGAGGAACCGAUUAAAGAAGAAAACGAGAACGAACAGAAAGAGACGGAGAAAGUCGGCGUCAAAGAGGAAACUAAAGAAGUAGAUAAACGGGAAGAAACGAAAGAGGUAGUUAAAACGGAAAAAACAAAAGGAGUAUCAAAAAAGAAAGAGACUAAAGAAGUAGCUACAGGGGAAGAAAAAAGAGAGGUAGUUAAAGCGGAAAAAUCUAAAGGAGUAUCAAAAAUGAAAGAGACUAAAGAGGUAGCUAAAGGGGAGGAAACAAAAGAAUCGGAUAAGAAUGUUAAGAAACAGAAACGGUCGAUAUUUGGAAGGAAGAAAAGAAAAGAUGAUGAUGGUAAAACGAAUAAAGACUCAUACAAGAAGAAUUAGGAUUUGAAAUGAAAGAGUGAUUAGGAUUAGGAUGAAAGGAAAGUGUGAAGAAUAAGA
Molecule: messenger RNA, 1404 nt
Organism: Cydia splendana
Lineage: Eukaryota; Metazoa; Arthropoda; Insecta; Lepidoptera; Tortricidae
Exons: 4
Coding region: 67-1347 (426 amino acids)
Source: RefSeq, a predicted model, not a curated record